Mercenaria mercenaria is the source of this 3590-nucleotide messenger RNA. RefSeq lists its product as uncharacterized. The transcript has 2 exons. Gene Ontology annotation, molecular function: protein binding. The record is from RefSeq and is a predicted model, not a curated record. NCBI's taxonomy places the organism in Eukaryota, Metazoa, Mollusca, Bivalvia, Venerida, Veneridae. The coding region runs from base 186 to 1037 and encodes 283 amino acids.
GUCGUCUAACCGCUGACUUCAUUUGUAGUAGCCAUACAGGUACGCAGUGCACGUGGUAUUGUUCUGACCAUGACAUUUUUUGCUGCUCGACAUGUAAAGAUUCAGAUCAUAGAUCAUGUGUUGGAUUAAAGCAAGUGAUAUCGGAAACGUCUUAUGGGAAACGGAGCAGUCUUGCCGUUAAUCGUAUGAUAGGAGAGUAUAAUUUACAGAUAAAGAAUCGUUUGAUUAACAGAGGCGAAAAUGAUAAAGACGACUGUAGAAUAAGGAGUAUUCGUAUGCUUCCUGAUGGUAACAUUCUUCUACUUGAUGAGAGUAACUUGAAGCUGAAAAAACUGGACAUUUCGUACAACGUGGUCAGUCACUGUGAUAUUUUCCCUUUGUCUGAUUCUAGUAGUUGGAUUGACGUGUGCUAUAUAGGUAACGAUAGAGCUGUUGUCUGUUGUGACAAUGGUAGAAUUCAAUAUGUGAAUGUAUUGGGUAAGAUGAAGCUUGAUCAUGAUGUAAAGCUUGACCACAACUGUUUAGCUCUGGCUUGCCAUGGUGAUACUCUCUAUGCCAGCGGUGGUGACGCAAUAUAUACCUAUACCAUACACUGUCAGGGAAAACAUCUUCUUUACAACAUAAAAGUAACAGACCCGUUGUUCUCGUCCCGUAUUGCUAUCAGUGAUGACGGUGAACGAAUUUAUAUUGCAAACGGUACAGAAGGUCUUAUAACAAUAGAUAACAAAGGAAACUGUCUGUUCACUUUAAAGCCUGACACGUGGUACCUAAUAUCAGAUGUAUGCGUUGUUGGUGAUGGUACUUUACUUCUAUUAGACGGUCUAGCAAGUGUGCAUCAGGUUGAAUAUAGCGGUAAACAAGUUCUGGGAACAGUUGUUGAUCAGUCAUAUAUUUUAUCUGUGCCAACCUCGUUGUGCUUUGAUAGACAACGCUGUAGACUAAUUGUUUCGACAAAAGGGAGGAACAUUGUAUAUGUCUUUAUGCUACAGCAUCACAACAGCGAAUUAACGUACUGGAUGUCAGAAAUAAAUAAUUAAUUUUUUCCCCUCUGUUUAAACUACAACUAAUGCAUUCAUUGCCUUUAGAGUGAAGAAUGUGUUUAAGAUGAACAACUUAACACCUCGCCUCUCUGAAAUCCACGAAAAAAACAACAACAAAGUUUAACUCAGUUAUAAAAAGACUUUAUAGAUUAUUAAUGAUAUUCAUGCACUUAUUAUUACCAACCAGCCAUUUAUUAUUACCAACCUCGCUGUUUUGUUCCCAAGGCUAAAAAAAUACCUUUUUGGUCGAAAAUUUGUGCUGCGCAAACACCUCGGUUCUGCAAUAUUCCAGUCUCUUCAUAGUAUACCUAGAAAAGACUAUGAAAAUGCCUUUAAAGAUUGGAUUAGAAGACUGAAACUUUGCAUAUCUCUGUUGGAGGUGAAUACUUCGAGGGGACCAAAUAAAAUUUUCAAUGAAAUCUAUCAAGGAUACAUUUUUAUGUGCUUAGAUGCAUUCACAUUUGAACAAUCCUCGUAGGACAUGCAAUUACUUUCUAUAAGAUUAAGUUGUUUCGUUCGCAAGAGAUAAGAUGUCGAGCCAAAUCGCAUACAAUCAGAUCUCGUGUGCACGACAUCCUAUCUCAUGGUAACACAAUUUUAUCUCGAGUACUUCACAUAUUAUCUAAAGUACAGGAAAUCUUAUCUCGUACGCGCAACAUAUUAUCUCGUGCAUUCGAUAAGUCACCUCAAUCGCACAGCAUCUUUAUUAUAUCUUAUCUCAUAUGCACGACAUCUCAUCUCGAGCGCACAUCAUUUUAGCAUUUGUAAAUUAGCAUUGCUCACCGGCCUUCAAUAGGCUCAUUUAAAUACUACAGUGAUUUAUUUCUAUAAUUUUAAUUGUUAAAAAAUUAAAAUUGUCUGGCAAAAAUGGUUACAAAAUGCGUUUUAUGAUCGUCACCUAUGCUCAGUACAACUGAGUGAGUUGGGUGGGGGUCCUGUUCCCAAGUGUCUGUGUACGAGUUUGCUCUACAUUCAUGUAAGAUGUCGUAACCGCGAGAUAAUAUGUCGUGCAACCGAGAUAAAAUGUCAUGACCACGAGAUAUGAUGCCAUGCUCUCGAAGAUGAUGUGGUCACGCGCGAUAAUGUUAGAUGACUCACGUGCAGUAAGUUAUGACUAAAUGCGUAAAUUCAUACGUUACUAGAGUGAAACAGUGCUUAAAGAAAAGCCCCGUUUUACUCUUUGUCUUCUACUAGCUGAAAAAUAUAUCAUGCAAGAAAAAGAAUGUAACACUAGCUUAAGGUGCAGAUAUCAAUUAUAUCUGACCCUCGGGUACCCUGUUUUUCGGUAACUCGGCAGCGUUACUACCUAAACAGUUCCUCACUUUCAACAGAUGAAAGAUUCUAUAAUCUGUUGGAUGUUUUAACGAUUUAACAUUUAUUUAUUUACCUGUUCUGGGUCUCGCAUGCAGAAUUGAUAAUUUGGACGUGGGGGCCUGGAGUGAUGAUGAUGAUGCACUUUGUUGUUGGUGCUGUUGCUGUUGCUGUUUAUGAAAAUAAAUACAUGUCCUAAAUAAAACUCCAUACAUACAUAUAUUAUGAUAGAAUAUAUUUUGUACAGACCUUGAUAUAGAUUUGGGCAAAAUACAGCUCUCGUGUUAUUUCGUAGAAAGCAAAAUAAUCUAUACAUUUGACAUAAUUGCCUAGUAAUACGAAUACCUACUAAAUGGUGCUUUCCUUGUAACAGUGUGAGGAUCGUGCUGAUCUGGUGUUAGACCGACAAGUAAGCAACGACAGAGAUCAAUCGAAUAGUCUGUUUUAAGAGUAAGGUCAAGGCUUAAAAAAAUCGAACAUCACCAAAUCAGAGAAAGAAAAUGUUGUUUACCAUUAAAAUUGAACAGCAUAUAAAUAUAUAUUACAUUGGUCUACAACAGCAUCAUCAUUUUACACACAUAUAUAUUGAAUUUUGGACAGGGACUGCAUGAAGGCGUCAUAUGUCUGGACAGUUCACCGCCUUUAAAAGCUCACCAGUUUUAAAGAACUGUUACAUGUCUUCUCUUCGUUAUACAAUAAUGUUCUAGUGGUUAAACUUCACAUAGCUAGGUUGAACAUCGUUACUUUCACUUCUUUACAAAUGGCUUUAUUUUAUUAAAGGAUGUUGGUAAAAAUGUUGCUCCGUUUAACAAAUAUUUCUGUAAUAUUGGUGAUAUACUGCUAAACCUUAAAACGUGAACCUAAAACAAUUACAACUGUCGUCAUUGUCAAGUGGAAAACGUUUAGGUGAAAUGACGUGCUUGCCCUAUUCGUUCUACGCUUUAUAAAUGUAUGCUGUUCAAUAAAUCAAUGGCUUUUAAAAAUUGUGUUAAACGUAAAUACACGUAGUCGUGGGAUAGAAUUCUUGUUAUUUAUGUUCUUUAGUGUAUUUGGUUUAUAUAUGUAUUAGUUAUUCCAGUUUUAUAUUUCUGUCGUACGAACUCUAUUGAUAUCCAAUAACAUGGAGUCAAUUUUAAAUGAUACUUUAGACGUAGUCAACUAAAUUUACCUCCAUGUCAUAUGUUUGCACUGAUCUUAUAAUGUUGCAAGUUAGCCUGUAUUGUUACAUAAUAAACUAAC